Molecule: messenger RNA, 3948 nt
Organism: Xyrichtys novacula (pearly razorfish)
Lineage: Eukaryota; Metazoa; Chordata; Actinopteri; Labriformes; Labridae
Source: the annotation of a GenBank genome assembly
ACGUGGUCUGGUGUCGUGGGUCAGCCCUGUUAGCAAAAUGGAGUUGUCUGAGUCCGUGCAGAGGGGGCUGCAAUCCCUCGCCGACCCUUCCUCCUUCGACCAGAGCAGCUUCCAGGCUCUGGUCGAGGUGUCUUUCCGAAGCCUGCUCUCGUCUCACUCGGACCCGGGAGUCCUGGGUGAGCUGCCGCCUCUCCGUCUCCUCCUCCCCGCCGCCGCUACCGCUGCGUGCUGCUUUUGUCUCCGCUGCAGCUUCCUGUUCCUCGCUCUCUCUCUGUGUGUGGAUAUGUUUAAGAGCUGUCUGGAUGUUUUGAGGCUUUUUCACGGCGCCGAUGCGUGCUAUGAGACGCUCUAAACCGGUUCCCCCGUGUUUAUAUUAAGAUCUCCAAUGAGGCGGAGUGGUAGAGCCGAGCGUCUGCAGGGCUAAAGCGAGCUUAGCUUCCUCUGCUGCUGCUGCUGCUGCUGCCUGCUUUACAUUCAGCAGCAGUCACAAUCACACGGGUGCCUUUUGUUAUUUAAACUGCCAUCAGGUCUGCUUCGCACAUUAGAAAGACUUUAUCAGAGCAUUUCGAUCACUAUUAGUCAAAUCUGAUGUGGAUUGCUGCCCUGAUCGGAGGUCUUUGAACGCAUCAUCGUGCUGCGUGCGUCUAAAUCUUGUGGUUUUUGUUUAUUUUGGAAUAAAAACAAAUAAUCCAGCAUGGCAGAAGACUUCAUGCAAUGAUAAUAAAAAGUUCUCCCCCUGUUGAGGCUGCUCAGUUUGUCUUAAAGAGCAUGUGUUGUCCAACUUCUGCAGCAGCCCGGCUUUUUUUAAUGGUGGAAUUAUUUAGAAAGAGAAAUGUCCACUAUGCAAACAAACAAAGGACCCCCGGCUGAUGCAGCUGAGGGGGUCCAUUCACAUGCAAAUCAUGAUUGAUUUCCAUUCUGCACGUCAAUCUGGAGAGCCACAGUAUGGAUCGCAGGUCUCCAUCAGUCUGCUGCUUCUCUCUCUCUUUCUCCAAAGCUGAAUGUUCAAACUGCAGAAGCGCAUCCUCAUCACUCCGUUUGUUUCUGUGGUUUCAGAUCAACCCGAGCUGAAGCACAUCGACCAGAUCCUGCUCAAACAGACUCACACUGCGGCGACCACCUUCAUUCUGGAGGCGGUCAAACACAACUCUGACAAGUCCACGAUAAGGUAGGAGACAUCAGCUGGUUCAUGAAGGCUUCCUGUUUGCUACACAGGCUGGUGGUGGAUUUCUAAGAAUAUGGGAAGUGGUCUUGCAAAAACGGAUCAUAUCACACACUGUGGCAGGUUGUUUUAUGAGCGCUUUGUUUGCACUCUUUCUUUUAAUACAAAAAACACUAAACAUGACUUUAUAAUCCACUGAGAUCACAGCUGCAAAUCCAAUUCCUACACACUCGAAAUGUUGUCUAAUCUCAUUUAUAAAGAGGUAAAACAACAAGAAAAAAAAAUGCACGGGUUAUAACCUGAAAAGGCUGCAAGCAGUGGGUUGGAUCAGGUGGAUUGAAAAAUGAAUAAAGUCGUUUUGGUCACAGAGAGUUUGAGAUGAAGCCUGCACUUCACUUUUGUGGAUUUUUAAAGCUGCUUGAGGAUCAAUAAUGUAGUCUGAAGUUGAUGCAAAACAUUAGAAUCAUGUUAGAUAUGAGCCUUAUUCGUCUAGAAUAAUUUUAAAACACUGAAAGGACAAUGUGCAAAUUUAACACAGUCUCAGAUAACUGUUAAGAUUUUAUUGAGGCAAACGUGCAGGCAUGCAUCUGUAUUACUAACCACAAAAAAGUAGCCUGUAAAAGUUGUUCAUGCUGUUUAUUUUUCUCCCUCUCUUAGCAAUAAUCCUGCUUUUAGGGUCACUUUGUUGUUUUGUUCAUCCUUGGACAGUAAUCUUGAACAUCUAAACUCUGAUAUUUUACUGUAGGACUGACCUUUUGCUACCCUGAAGAGUACAAAAAACAAGUGAUGUGCAUCUGAAAGCUAGUGUUUGUGCGCCCAAGACUGUGACAGAUUUAAGAAUAACGGGAAACAUGGUGAAUGUAAACACACUGCUGAUUUAAUUGUGGUUUUGGUCUUCCAGCUCCUGCCUUGAAGAGCUCACACUAAGUCCAGAAAGAAUAGAGAUAUUCUACAGCGCAUAUCAGGUGACUGAUGAGUGACAGUGUUACAUUUACUAAAUCUGUUUAUGACAUUUGCGUGUAAAAACUCACGGAUGCUCGUUGUGUUUUACAGAAGCAUAAAAAGGAGCUGGAGCGUCUUUUGGCGAGGUAAGAGGAAGAGAUUUAUGAACUUCUGACAGGAUUAUUUUUAGCAGGGAGGAUUGACUUAUUAGAAACUCAUACUCUCUGAAUGUGAGCGUUUUUCAUUUAAUAUUUCUACUUUUAACCACAUCAAAUGUGGAAAAACGCGCACUUUUAGGAGGAGAAUGCCCAAGAGCGUAAAUUGAGCGAAAUGACCAAAAUUGUGCAAAAAGCAGCAUGGUGUUGUUUUGAAUGUUGACCAAGUUAGAGGGUCUUCCAUUUUUUAAAAUCAGAGAUGAAAAAGUGUGAUCAGUGUAUGCUGCUCAUGAAUUAAUAAUUUGUGCAAAAAACAUUUGUAACUCCUGCAAAAGACAGUCUAUGGAGUGAUGCGUAAAAUGUGUGCCAUCUACCUCAAAAUGUUGUGUUUUUAAGUUUGCAGGAAUAGUUUAAAAGGAUCACACUCGGUUUUUUAUCAGAAGACAUCACUUUGAUCGAGUGUGCCUGCAGCAGAGAUAUCAUGAACUCCUUGUAUAACUGAUCCUCCCUGUUUAUUUCCGUCUAAUCUGAGCGGAUUAAGUCUUUUCUGUCUCCUUCCUCCAGCAUAGGAAGGUGCCCACCUCACAUCACCGACGUGUCAUGGCGUCUGCAGUAUCACACGAAGGUACCUGAGACGAAUUCUUGCUUCGUAUUUUCGUGCCACCACUUCUUGUCUUAACUCAAACGUUGGUUUCUCUCCGCUGCAGAGCGCUCAGGUCGAUAAGGUCAACGAGCCUUUCUACUCCAUUUCACUCAACACUGAGGUGAGACUCACACACAUGUCAUGUCUCUGCGCUUUCAUGCAUCUUCUUCGCAUGUUGGAGUUUUUUUCAUCGUGAUUAUUUUUAUUUUUUAGAAUGGAGGAUCCACGGAAAAUAUCAACUUCACCUGCACGACCGAGCAGCUACAGGUAGAAGAUGCACUUUAUGUCGACUUUAAAUCAUUUUACAUUCCUCUGUCUCCAUUAUCUCUCAUCAUAACAGCCGUACUACGCCUCACCAGCUAUAAACAAAAAUGAAAGAAGUUGAUUCAUGAACUUGUGGUGAUCUCUGUGGGGAAGUUUUGUCCUCCUUACACAGGGGGAAUUCCACUGAAAACUUGAAUAAUUGUCUGUGUUAUCUGCGCGUUCCGCGUAUUAAAAUACAAGACUUUUCGUUGCUGCAAAUAAACACAAAUCAUGGAAUAAACAGAAUUCGCAGAAAGGGAUGGAUUCUUUAAAAGGGUGCAUUCACGAGAGCUUGAAUAACAUGAAAUGAGGCCACCCAAACCCCUGUUAAUUCUGCUCAAUAAAACUUUUUACGCACUGUUUGUCUUGUUCAUUUUUUUGGCAAGUGGAGCCGAAUUAAUCGCAGAUAUUUUAUUGUGGAUUUUUUUUUUCUGCAGAACAUGUUGCUGCGUUGUCAUCCUCCUCUUUGACUUUGAUCAAUUGUUUUGCAGGAUCUGGUGGGAAAGCUCAAAGACGCUGCCAAGAGUGUGGAGAAAGCCAGUCAGAUGUGAUGCCGGUGUCCCGUUUCCUCGCCUUUUCUGCACCAACUUCUGCAGCUUCCAGCUCCGCUUCUCAUCUCUUUAUAUGUUCUUUUAUAUACCUCACAUUGACGUGCCAUAUUUGAAUAUAUGAGACUGAUCAUUCCAGGUUGUGUUUCAAUAAAAAAAGAAAACAAAAUCCAGGAUUCUCUUUGAGUAAAACCA